Messenger RNA from Schizosaccharomyces cryophilus OY26, 1465 nucleotides. RefSeq names its product mevalonate kinase Erg12. The transcript has 2 exons. Lineage: Eukaryota; Fungi; Ascomycota; Schizosaccharomycetes; Schizosaccharomycetales; Schizosaccharomycetaceae. Gene Ontology annotation, cellular component: cytoplasm. Gene Ontology annotation, biological process: isoprenoid biosynthetic process; ergosterol biosynthetic process. The record is from RefSeq and is a predicted model, not a curated record. Gene Ontology annotation, molecular function: ATP binding; mevalonate kinase activity. Bases 65 to 1285 code for a protein of 406 amino acids.
AAUUUGCACUUGUCCUUCGCCAUAAACCUAGUUGAGCUUACUCUAAGAAAUCACUUAUAAGUCAAUGGAAAGAAGUUUCAUUGUAUCCUCUCCAGGGAAGACAAUCCUAUUUGGUGAACAUGCUGUUGUUUACGGUGCUACAGCUGUAGCGGCUUCUAUUUCUCUAAGAACCUAUUGUAGAAUAGAACCUAGCGAAAAACCCGAGAUUGUCAUAAAGAUGCGAGAUAUAGGGACGAAACACUCAUGGCCUCUUGAAUCUUUGCCUUGGAAAGCUGUACCCGCAAAGGACGUAUUUCAUCCUCCAAACACUCUCAAUAACGAGAUCGUGGCAGCGUUGGAAAAGCUAUUGACAAACGAGAAAAAGAGUCCUCUAGUUUUUCUAUCAAUGCUGUGCAUCUUGUACUUGUAUUUACAGAUUGGUUCCCCUACACAAGGCUGUGUUAUAACAAUAAAUUCAGAAGUGCCCUUGGGUGCUGGUUUGGGAAGCAGCGCGACUGUUUCAGUCGAUGUCGCAACAUGUUUGUUAUUAUUUUUUGGCUUCAUUCAGCCACCAAUAACUGGAGAAAGCUUGGGCCGAGCUGAAACCCUUACUCUUAUAGAAGCUUGGUCUUUUAUUGGUGAAUGUUGUAUCCAGGGCAGUCCUAGCGGAAUUGACAAUGCCGCUGCUACUCAUGGUGGCCUAAUUGCUUUCCGAAAGUCCACGGCUAAGACGACUGCCAUGAAGCAAUUCUUAAAACUUGAGAAUCCUCUGUCCGUUCUGGUUACCGAUACAAAGCAGCCCAAGAGUACUAAAGAAUUGAUUCAGAGAGUAUUUCGACUUCGAGAGCGUUCACCUCUUGUAAUUGAUUCCAUUUUUCAAACCAUUGAUGGGAUAUCACGAUCCGCAAUCGAAGCCCUUGAAACCGUGACGGAUGUAUUUCGACUUCGAGAGGUCCUUGGCGAGCUUAUUUUCAUCAACCAAAAAAUGCUUGAGGCAUUAAACGUCUCUCAUGUUACAAUUGAGCAAGUUAUAAAUGCUACCAAAUCCAUAGGUCCGACAAAGUUAACUGGCGCAGGAGGUGGAGGAUGCACAGUUACAUUGAGGAACACUGACUGUUCAAAUGAGAUGGUUGAGGAUGUUAUUACUGAAUUAGAUUCGUUAAAAAACUCUGUCUACGAUAUUCAACUAGGAGGCCCCGGUGUAGCUGUCGUGUCAGAUUCAGCCCCAUAUUUCGCAGAGUUUGUCGAAACUCUCGAAAGUAAAAAAUACAAUUUACUCAAUAAUUUGAAACAAACUUAUUUUUAAGGUUUAUAAUGUACUUUUUAUUUGUGACUACUUUCGUUUUAUAUAAGAGUUUGGAGCGGCUGAUUCUACCUCGGUCAAAAACACUCAAGCCCAAUACCCUCUUUAUUAUACCCUCCUUAUAAGUCUUUCUUUUAAAACGACUCUUUUCAUUCUUUUAGAUUUAUAAAAACAAAAACUAAA